AUGCUGAGCGAGGCGGAGAGCGGCGGAGCCCUUCCCGCCACCGGGGAGAUUCCCGCGGGGGAGCCCGCGGCCGGCGUGGCCAAAGCGGCGGCGGCGGCGGCGCCCCCCCCCACCGGGGGCGUCCCGGCUCGGAGCCAGGCGGCCAAGCGCGUCCUAGCCACCCAGGUACAGGGCACUGUGAAGUGGUUCAACGUCCGCAAUGGCUAUGGAUUUAUAAACAGGAAUGAUACCAAAGAGGAUGUGUUUGUGCACCAGACGGCGAUCAAGAGAAACAAUCCUCGCAAAUUCCUGCGAAGUGUUGGAGAUGGGGAAACGGUGGAGUUUGAUGUGGUGGAAGGCGAGAAGGGGGCCGAAGCAGCCAACGUCACCGGCCCCGGCGGGGUCCCCGUGAAAGGCAGCCGCUACGCCCCCAACCGCCGUCGCUUCCGCCGGUUUGUCCCCCGUCCCCGGCAGACCCAGAUGCCCCCAGAUGCUGCCCGGCCCGAGGGGGGCGCCGAGACGGUCAGUGAGGGGGAGAGAGCAGACGAGGCGGUACAGCAGCGCCCGCGCCGGAGGCGCCCCCCGCCUUUUUUCUUCCGCCGGAGAUUUGUGCGGGGGCCCCGGCCUCAGCCCCAGCAGGCCCAGAUGGUGGAAGGCUCCGACGGCACAGACCCCAAAGAUGCCACCCAGCCUGAAGGAGACCAGCCUCAGCAGAUCCAGGCGGGCGAGAGAGCCGCGGCACCUCGGUUCCGCCCCAGAUACCGCAGACCUUUUCGCCCCCGUCCUCCGCAGCAGCCCACCACGGAGGGGGGAGACGGCGAGACGAAAGCCGCCCAGGCCCCAGCGGACGGGAUCCGUCCCGAGCCUCAACGGCAACGUAACCGGCCUUACUUCCAGCGCCGACGCCAGCAGCCAUCUGUGGCUCGCCAGACGUCCACUGAGGCAACUGCCAAUGCGAAGGAGCCCCCGGCCCCCAGCUCCGCAGCUGCCGGGGGGGACACCCCAGCUGCCAGCACUCCUGUGAUGGCUCCAGACUCGGGGGUCGAAGCCAGCAAGCCUGCUUCCCCAGCCCAGGAAGGGGGUGCCCAGCCACUGCUGGAGAUCCAGCAACAGCUUGUGGAUCUUCUUUCUCCCCCCACGGCCUGCAAAAGGGCCCUGCAAGGCCUCAGCGGGCCACCAGGGGUCGCCCUUGAGCCACAUCUGGGCCAGCAGAGCCGAUUUUCCCAUCCGGGUAUCCAGAAUGUGCCUCCAAACCCAAGUUACCUCAUCCUGCACUUGAAGAGACCCCAGACUUCACCAAUUAAACCCUCUUUGCUGCUGUUCAAGCCCUAA
Molecule: messenger RNA, 1311 nt
Organism: Protobothrops mucrosquamatus (brown spotted pit viper)
Lineage: Eukaryota; Metazoa; Chordata; Lepidosauria; Squamata; Viperidae
Product: Y-box-binding protein 2-like
Exons: 10
Coding region: 1-1311 (436 amino acids)
Biological process (GO): regulation of gene expression
Cellular component (GO): nucleus
Molecular function (GO): nucleic acid binding
Source: RefSeq, a predicted model, not a curated record